Hevea brasiliensis (rubber tree) is the source of this 743-nucleotide messenger RNA. RefSeq lists its product as uncharacterized. The record is from RefSeq and is a predicted model, not a curated record. Lineage: Eukaryota; Viridiplantae; Streptophyta; Magnoliopsida; Malpighiales; Euphorbiaceae. Gene Ontology annotation, molecular function: electron transfer activity. The coding region runs from base 51 to 536 and encodes 161 amino acids. The transcript has 2 exons.
CUUUCUCUUGAGUUCAGAAAAAUUUAGAGACUGGCAGAACUACUGAGGAGAUGGGUUUAACGUAUACGCAACUGCUCAUCCUUUUGCUCAGUGCAUGUGCAUCCAUGCUUGGAGGAGGAGUAGUUACUGAAGCCAGGAAAGAACCUACUUGCACAGGUACUCCUACUCCUAGAACGAUUACUGUUGGUGGCUCCAUGCAUUGGAACUUCGGCUUUAACUACACCGAUUGGGCUUUCAAGGAGAAUCCCUUCUACGUCUAUGAUACUCUAGUGUUCAAGUACGAUCCACCAAGCGAGAAGAACAUACAUCCACACAGCGUCUACUUGUUUCCGGAUAUGUGGAGUUGGAUAAACUGUAACCUGACACAGGGCGUGAAGAUUGCAAAUGAGACCCAAGGGACUGGUAAGGGGUUCAGGUUUGUAUUAAAGAAGUGGAAGCCUUACUACUUUGCCUGCGGUGCAAGCAAUGGCUACCAUUGCCGUUUCGGUGGGAUGAAGUUCUUCGUGCUGCCACUUCGUAGUCGUCGGCACUACUGAGAUCGAAAACACUAUGCCAGGGAAGAUGCAUUGCAUUGCAUUGCUGCUUAGUUACAGGGGAAGAAUAAUUUAUCAGAAAUAAAAGGAAUGGGAACUAAUUAAACUACUUGUUGUUUGUAGUGUUCUAUUGUUUGAUCCAUUUUGUCUAAUUUGAUGCUAAGCGGAUGGAGGACGGAAAAUAAUUAAAUAGCCUCAAUUUCUAUGUUA